UAUAUUGCAAUUUUAUAUACAGUAAAAUAAAUAAAAUUAAAAACAAUUAUAUAUAGUAUGAAAUGGAACAGUUUGAAAUUGUAUGUCUAGUCGGUGAAGGCUCUUUUGGAAGAGUAUAUAAAGCUAAUAAUAAAUCUAGUGGGGAAACUGUUGCUCUGAAAAUUAUUCGAAAGCAUGGUCGAUCAGCUAAAGAGCUUGUGAAUUUCCAUAGAGAAUGCGAAAUACAGCAGCACUUGAAUCAUCCCAAUAUAAUUCGAAUGCUAGAUUCUUUUGAUACUCCAUCUCAAAUGGUGGUCGUUACUGAAUUUGCUCAUAAGGAUUUACAUACUAUAUUGGCAAAAGAUGGGAGCUUAGGGGAAGAAAAAUCUCGUGUGCUGACAUGGGAUUUGGUAUCUGCACUAUACUAUUUACAUUCGCAUAGAAUAUUGCACAGAGAUUUGAAGCCACAAAAUAUCUUGCAAGACGUGGAUGGAAAAUUUAAGUUAUGUGACUUUGGUCUUGCUCGCACCAUGACUACUGGUACUCAUGUUCUGACAUCUAUCAAAGGGACUCCGUUAUAUAUGGCACCUGAGUUAAUGUCUGAACAGCCAUAUGAUCAUCAGGCAGAUUUAUGGUCUUUAGGUUGCAUAAUAUAUGAAACUUUAGUUGGAGAGCCUCCGUUUUCUACAACAUCAAUCUUACAUUUAAUUCAGUUAAUUAAACAUGAACGCGUCAGAUGGCCAAGUUUUAUAUCACAGGAAUGCAUCUCGUUCUUACAGGGUCUGCUGCAAAAGAAUCCUUUGGAUAGAUUAUCUUGGCAGAAUAUAUUAAUUCAUGAAUUUGUACAAGGGCAUAUAAUAAUUUUAGAUGAAACAUCUGUAUCACCAUUCACACAUCCAUUAACAAAAUCCCAAGCAGAAGCUAAAGAAUUGCAACAUAUGAAAGCUAUAGAAAAUAAAUCUUGUGCAAUACCAGUUCAAGAAUAUAAUGAGACCAAAGUUGUAACUGAAGACAAAUGCAAUGAUACACCAACGGUUUUAGAAAAUGAAACAACAUGUAGCUCUGAUAGUGUUAAAAAUGCAUUUGAUGAGCUUAGCUUGCGAGAUACUUUAAAGACUGAUUUAGGUAAUACAGAUGUCGAAGGAAAUAUAAGUGAAUUUGAAACAGAUCCUGAACUACGCAAACCUGUAAGAAUGGUUCAGAAUCUUCCUCAGCCAAUACAAGCUCAUUAUGAAUCCAAAUUGAAAUCAAAUAAUUUAGUUAUAAAUAACAUGAAUAGCAACAUAGAAGAACUAAACAAUAUAUUGAAAGUUCAAACAAAUAACACUUUAUCAUUAACUAAAACUAAUAUACCGAAAUACUCACAUAGUAAUAUAGAUAUUGCGAAAAUCACCAGACAAUCCGAUAAUAAAACAAAAAAAAGUUUCUUAGAAAAGCGAAAGCUUAGUCAAAAUUUAGAUAAUUUUUCAUUAAAGCUUGGACACACAGAAUCAGUUAACAAAGAUACCAAAACGUUAAGCAAAUCAAUAAACAGUUGUAAUUUGGUCAAAACUGAAGAAAAAAGUAGAACGUCUGAAAAAUCUACUGGCGCUAAAAGUAAAAUUAGAAAGGAUUCUAAGAAUAUUAAUAUUGAAAAUAAACCAAAAACCAUGAGCAACACUGGUCAAGAUGAGAAGGAAGAUUCUAAUCAAGGUACAUGUGAGGAGGAAGCUAAGUCUCAAAUAGAUUUAAGUAACGAACCAUUAGAUAGUAGCGGCUUAGGAAUUGAUCAGCCUAUUGAAAACGAAGAGUGGCUUGCAUUUAUUCAUAAAACUAUGAGAGAAGUAUUAGAUGGUGAUUUAGAUUCACUAAAACAACAAAAUUUGCUCAGUAUUAUUAUAUCACCUCUAAGACAUAAUUGUGUAAGCAGUGAAGUAGCAAAAAGUGUAGCGCAAUUAUUAGCAAUUCCAUUAGUUGUUUCUAGAAAUACUGGUGAUAUCGAACCAGUACUGAAAGUUUAUUAUGAUGUUAAACUUGUUGCAAACUUAGUUUAUGCUUCGGUGCUUAUAUGCAAACGGAAGGAAACUUUAAAGCGAGACCAGUUCACUGAUUCUGAUCUUUUAGCUUUUGAGAAUAUGUAUUUAUUAGUAUGUCAUCUUUUACAUUCAGCCGAACAAUUUGCUUCACAGUUUUGUGAUGCUGUAGUUGUUUUAUCGGCUAAAAAUCUUAUACAGGAACUAAUGAUACCUGAUGCAAAAGGUGUAAAACUUGCAAGUGAUAUCAUUGCAAUUUUGUGCAGUGUGAUGUGUUGUCUUCCAGAAAAUGCUCAACUAAUUGAAGAUAUUGUUUUAGACAAUGGACUGGCGAGAAUUAUGGAAUUAUUAUUGUAUCAAGAUAAUUUAUUAAGACUGAGAACUUGUAAUCUAGUUCGUUUACUAGGACGCUUCAGCUGUUCUACUUUGCAGAAUUACUGGUGUGCUGAAAUAAGAAAUAAGUUAGAAGAUCUUCUUGAAGAAGAUGAUGUAGACUUAUCAAUGACUGCAGAGGAAACAAUUGCCGAACUCAAGUCACUACCAUUUUAUCAAAAAUAACUUCAUGACAGAGAGUGUAAAUAUUUAAAGACUAAUUUUAUUUUAGUUGUAUUUUCAAGUCAAGUAUUUUUAUAAAUGAUCUUCAUAGGUUCUUAUAUGAACUGUUGAAAAUGCUUACAACAGAAAUUUUUAUACAACUUUAAUACCAUAUAAGUGCAUUAUUGAGAUUCAACUUUUAAUUGAUAGUAUUUAAAUUAAUAUGAUA
Ctenocephalides felis (cat flea) is the source of this 2754-nucleotide messenger RNA. Its product is annotated as serine/threonine-protein kinase fused-like. Bases 63 to 2549 code for a protein of 828 amino acids. Gene Ontology annotation, molecular function: ATP binding; protein kinase activity. The transcript is spliced from 14 exons. Gene Ontology annotation, cellular component: cytoplasm. Lineage: Eukaryota; Metazoa; Arthropoda; Insecta; Siphonaptera; Pulicidae. Gene Ontology annotation, biological process: protein phosphorylation. The record is from RefSeq and is a predicted model, not a curated record.